This is a messenger RNA of Galeopterus variegatus (Sunda flying lemur), 3827 nucleotides long. Its product is annotated as kalirin. The annotation marks the transcript as partial. Gene Ontology annotation, cellular component: cytoplasm. Gene Ontology annotation, biological process: axon guidance. The transcript is spliced from 23 exons. The record is from RefSeq and is a predicted model, not a curated record. Lineage: Eukaryota; Metazoa; Chordata; Mammalia; Dermoptera; Cynocephalidae. Gene Ontology annotation, molecular function: protein binding; guanyl-nucleotide exchange factor activity.
AUGAACCCCCCGGAGGGGGCGGCGGAGGAAGGCGGAGCAGCCGACUCGGACGUGGACGCCUUUUUCCGGACAGGUUCUUUUCGGAAUGAUGGUUUGAAAGCUUCUGAUGUCCUUCCCAUCUUAAAGGAAAAAGUGGCCUUUGUGUCUGGGGGCCGUGAUAAGCGAGGCGGACCCAUCCUGACCUUCCCUGCUCGCAGCAAUCAUGACAGAAUAAGACAGGAAGACCUGCGGAAACUUGUCACGUAUUUGGCCAGUGUGCCAAGUGAGGACGUGUGCAAACGUGGCUUCACCGUCAUCAUCGACAUGCGGGGUUCCAAGUGGGACCUCAUCAAGCCCCUCCUUAAAACGCUGCAGGAAGCCUUUCCAGCUGAGAUUCAUGUGGCCCUCAUCAUCAAACCUGACAACUUCUGGCAGAAACAGAAGACCAACUUUGGCAGCUCCAAAUUCAUUUUUGAGACGAGCAUGGUAUCUGUGGAGGGCCUCACGAAGCUGGUGGACCCCUCCCAGCUGACAGAGGAGUUUGACGGCUCUCUGGACUACAACCAUGAGGAGUGGAUCGAGCUGCGGCUGUCUCUGGAGGAGUUUUUCAACAGCGCUGUGCACCUGCUCUCGCGCCUAGAGGACCUACAGGAGAUGUUGGCCCGGAAGGAGUUCCCUGUAGACGUGGAGGGCUCUCGGCGGCUCAUUGAUGAGCAUACGCAGCUCAAGAAGAAGGUGCUGAAGGCCCCUGUGGAGGAGCUGGACCGGGAGGGGCAGCGGCUGCUGCAGUGCAUUCGCUGCAGUGAUGGCUUCUCAGGGCGCAACUGCAUUCCGGGCAGCGCUGACUUUCAGAGCCUGGUGCCCAAGAUCACCAGCCUCCUGGACAAGCUGCACUCCACCCGGCAGCACCUGCACCAGAUGUGGCACGUGCGCAAGCUCAAGCUGGACCAGUGUUUCCAGCUGCGGCUGUUUGAGCAGGAUGCUGAGAAGAUGUUCGACUGGAUAAGCCACAACAAGGAGUUAUUCCUCCAGAGCCACACGGAGAUUGGAGUCAGCUACCAGCACGCCCUAGACCUUCAGACGCAGCACAAUCACUUUGCCAUGAACUCCAUGAAUGCCUAUGUCAACAUCAACCGCAUCAUGUCGGUGGCUUCCCGCCUCUCCGAGGCCGGCCAUUAUGCCUCACAGCAAAUCAAGCAGAUCUCCACGCAACUAGACCAGGAGUGGAAGAGCUUUGCUGCUGCCCUGGAUGAACGCAGCACCAUCCUCGCCAUGUCUGCUGUGUUCCAUCAGAAGGCUGAGCAGUUCCUGUCGGGAGUGGAUGCCUGGUGCAAGAUGUGCAGCGAAGGUGGCCUGCCAUCUGAGAUGCAGGACCUAGAGCUGGCGAUUCACCACCAUCAAUCCUUGUACGAGCAGGUGACACAGGCCUACACGGAGGUCAGCCAGGAUGGCAAAGCACUGCUGGACGUGCUGCAGCGUCCCCUGAGUCCUGGGAACUCUGAGUCCCUCACAGCCACAGCCAACUACUCCAAGGCAGUGCACCAGGUGCUGGACGUGGUGCAUGAGGUGCUGCACCACCAGCGGCGGCUUGAGAGCAUCUGGCAGCACCGCAAGGUGCGGCUCCACCAGCGGCUGCAGCUCUGUGUCUUCCAGCAGGACGUGCAGCAGGUGUUGGACUGGAUUGAAAACCAUGGCGAGGCCUUUCUCAGCAAACACACUGGAGUUGGGAAGUCCUUGCAUCGAGCCCGGGCCCUGCAGAAGAGGCACGAUGACUUUGAAGAGGUGGCUCAGAAUACAUACACCAAUGCGGACAAGCUCCUAGAAGCAGCGGAACAGUUGGCUCAGACGGGGGAAUGUGACCCCGAGGAGAUCUACAAGGCAGCUCGACAUCUGGAGGUGCGCAUCCAAGACUUUGUGCGCAGGGUAGAACAGCGAAAGCUUCUCCUGGACAUGUCUGUCUCCUUCCACACUCACACCAAGGAGUUGUGGACAUGGAUGGAAGACCUUCAGAAGGAGAUGCUGGAGGAUGUCUGUGCGGACUCCGUGGAUGCAGUCCAGGAACUGAUCAAGCAGUUCCAGCAGCAGCAGACUGCCACUCUGGAUGCCACACUCAACGUCAUCAAGGAAGGCGAAGACCUUAUCCAGCAGCUCAGGUCAGCGCCUCCCUCCCUGGGGGAGCCCAGCGAGGCCAGGGACUCAGCUGUGUCCAACAACAAGACGCCCCACAGUAGCUCCAUCAGCCACAUCGAGUCGGUCCUGCAGCAGCUAGACGACGCCCAGGUGCAGAUGGAGGAGCUGUUCCAUGAGCGGAAGAUCAAGCUGGACAUCUUCCUGCAGCUGCGCAUCUUUGAGCAGUAUACCAUUGAGGUGACAGCAGAGUUAGAUGCCUGGAAUGAAGACUUGCUGCGGCAGAUGAAUGACUUCAACACGGAGGAUCUGACUCUGGCAGAGCAGCGGCUGCAGCGCCACACAGAGCGCAAGCUAGCCAUGAACAACAUGACCUUUGAGGUCAUCCAGCAGGGCCAGGACCUGCACCAGUACAUCAUGGAGGUCCAGGCCUCAGGAAUUGAGUUAAUCUGUGAAAAAGACAUUGAUCUGGCAGCCCAGGUGCAAGAGCUACUGGAGUUUCUCCAUGAGAAGCAGCAUGAAUUGGAGCUCAAUGCGGAACAGACCCACAAGCGGCUAGAGCAGUGCCUCCAAUUGCGACACCUCCAGGCUGAGGUCAAACAGGUCCUGGGAUGGAUCCGCAAUGGAGAAUCAAUGCUCAACGCCAGCCUGGUCAAUGCCAGCUCUUUGUCCGAAGCAGAGCAGCUGCAACGGGAGCACGAGCAGUUCCAGCUGGCCAUCGAGAAGACGCACCAGAGUGCCCUGCAGGUGCAGCAGAAGGCCGAGGCGCUGCUCCAGGCUGGCCACUAUGAUGCCGAUGCCAUCCGGGAAUGUGCUGAGAAGGUGGCCCUCCACUGGCAGCAGCUCAUGCUGAAGAUGGAAGACCGUCUAAAACUGGUCAAUGCCUCUGUGGCCUUUUACAAAACUUCUGAACAGGUGUGUAGUGUCCUGGAGAGCUUAGAGCAAGAAUACCGGAGAGAUGAGGACUGGUGUGGUGGACGAGAUAAACUGGGACCAGCCGCCGAGAUCGACCACGUCAUUCCACUCAUCAGCAAGCAUUUGGAACAAAAGGAGGCCUUUCUUAAGGCCUGCACGCUGGCACGGCGGAACGCUGAGGUGUUUCUCAAGUACAUCCACAGGAAUAACGUCAGCAUGCCCAGUGUCGCCAGCCACACUCGGGGACCUGAGCAGCAAGUGAAAGCCAUCCUGAGUGAGCUCUUACAGAGGGAGAAUCGCGUCCUGCACUUCUGGACCUUGAAAAAGCGGCGGUUAGACCAGUGCCAGCAAUAUGUGGUGUUUGAACGCAGUGCUAAACAGGCAUUAGACAGGAUUCAAGAAACAGGUGAAUAUUACCUCUCAACACAUACCUCCACUGGGGAGACCACAGAAGAGACUCAGGAACUGCUGAAAGAAUAUGGAGAAUUCAGGGUGCCUGCCAAGCAAACAAAGGAGAAGGUGAAGCUUCUGAUUCAGCUGGCCGAUAGUUUUGUGGAAAAAGGCCACAUUCAUGCCACAGAGAUAAGGAAGUGGGUGACCACAGUGGACAAACACUACAGAGACUUCUCCUUGAGGAUGGGGAAGUACCGGUACUCCCUGGAAAAAGCCUUAGGAGUCAACACAGAGGAUAACAAGGACCUGGAGCUGGACAUCAUCCCAGCCAGCCUUUCAGAUCGUGAAGUCAAGCUACGGGACGCCAACCAUGAAGUCAAUGAAGAGAAGCGGAAGUCAGCUCGGAAGAAAGA